CAGCAGCAGCUUUCGCUGCGUGCAGCAACAGUGCUGCGGAAAGAGCAAGUCGUUUGAAUGAGAGAAACAAAGUGAGAUUGAGACGACCGCCCGAGGUUGUUGUCCUUGUCUUGCAAAAGGAAACUUAAUGUAACGGAGUCGUUUUAUGUUCAACCACCGCGUCUCAAAUAUUUCUUGUCAGUUUCUUGAAGGAAUGGCGUUGGAACUUCAAAAGGAGCUUUCGUUAUGCAUGCAAGAUUUAUGCGAUUAAGUUUUAAAAGGGAGGAAGCAUCCUUCGUGCUUUAAAAAUUUUCACUGUUAAAAAUAAGACUGUUUCACUGGGUCAGCUUUAACUGCCCUUAGGGAAAGCAGUGGAUUUCUUCGCUAUUCCACUGCCACAUGCAUUCACUUCUACAUCUGGUUUCAAGGAUUGUUUCUGUUUAUUGCUUGUGACUUGACAGUGAAACAUGAAUAAUGGAGGUGAUAGGUCUACCAGCAAGGAGAAAAUUGUUUUUGAUAAAGUUCCAUGCAAAAGACUCUUUAAGCUCAAACUUGAGGGAUGAAUUAAAAACUAACGACGGGGUAGGAAGUACGGAAUUCUCGCUGGAAAUUAAAUGUCAUUGUGAAGGAUACAACUGGAUUCGGUGCCUUAGGAUUUGAUGCUGGAUCUAAUUAUUUCUAAUGACCUGGAUUCAGAAAUUCAAUGCAGAGCAGUGAGAUUUACGGAUAAUACCAAACCAGAUAAGCAUCUUUGAGGCAUGCUGCUAGUGCUGUAACAGCUAAUGCUCCCCAGUGGGCGGGUUGAGCUACCCCUCUCUCGACAGAUAAGACUUUCUGCUGAGCAUUAGUUUAAGGAGCUAAGCCAACAGCAUCUUCAACCACCUUUCUACCUCUCAUUUUCUGUUCUAGACAUGAUGUACGAAAUCAAUUGCUGCAGAGCAUGAAUUUAUUUGGAAUUUGAAAUCAGAGUGCAAUCUGAAUACUGGAUGAAGAACUUGGAAAUCCUUGUGAAUUUUUUUAACUUGACUAUCAAUGUGAAAUCUGUUCGAAAUAAUGCUAUCAUAGAAACAGCAAGACUGACGUGGCUCCCAGGUUUCCUGUUUUUUUGAACUACACUGUUGGAGUACACUUUUUUUCUUUAUCUUUUCCUCAAAUUCACAAAAAAAAGACAUUUAUUUGAGCUGCGUUUUCAAUCAUGGCUGUUGCAGUCACAGUGUUUAUACUAAUGCUUUGUACAAGAACUGUGAGUGAAAGUCAGCAAUGGAACUACCCAUUAGAAACUGAAACAUUGGAUUUUGGAUCUGUACCUGCUGUGAACUAUGAGUCUAAUGUAUAUUAUGACCCUGGAGUUAUAGGAUUUUUAUUUCAACUGGCAAGAAUUUUCCUACAUAUAGUGCAACCGAAUACCUUUCCUCAUGAGUUGAUCAUUGAGAUAAUAAAGCAGAACUAUGGACAAGUACUACACCAAUAUCAAGAGCCAGAAAACGUUGUUCUCACUCUACAGAUAAUUUACUAUGAGAUUGGUUUCAUCAUCUGUGCGACUCUGGGAAUUGUGUUUAUACUUCUCAUGCCUCUUUUGGGCCUCUGUUUCUGCAUGUGUCGUUGUUGUGACAACUGUGGAGGGGAGCUGCAUCAACGACAGAAGAAAAAUGCAGAUUGUAGAAGAAGCUGCUUUGCAACAACCCUGUUUUUUGUUACCAUAAUUAUAACGGCUGGAACACUGUGCAUGUUUGCUGCUAACCAAAAUCUCACCAACCAAGUUAAAAGAGUUAAGAAGUUGGUCAACAGUAAUUUCCAAGACCUACACGCUCUGCUUGAUUACACGCCAAUGCAACUAAAUUACAUCACACAACAAUACAGCAUUGCUAAGAACAAAGCACUCUCCGAUAUUAACAAUAUUGGGAGUAUACUUGGUGGUAAGGUAAAGGCACGCUUUGGAAAAGAUAUAAUCCCUGCACUUGAGGAUUCCUACGAUUUGGCCAGAGUCACAGUGGACAGGGCUAUCAAAGCCAUCAAAAAUACCAAGGAAGUUUUAGAAAAGGUGGCAGCCUCACGUCGAACAUUAGAUAAUGCAACUCGCAAACUUCAGGCAAACUUGACUGAUGUGCGAACAAGUCUCAACAACACAUUGAAUGAUGCAGCUUGUAAAGUACCUGAUGCUGUUGCACACUGUGACAACAUAAGGGAUUCACUGGGCUAUCUCAAUAUUAAUGCAAACUUUAGUCAGUUAAAAGAUGUUGAUUCUGAACUCAAGAAAGUGAAUGAUGUGCAGAAAAUUGAUUAUGAAGACUUGAUUCAGAAGGGAUAUUCAGCAUUUAACAAUACUCCAGACGUACUUCAAAAUGAAACCAAAUCAUUUGCAUCAGAUGCAAAAAGAGCACUUGGUGAAGUUGAAGAGAGAAUUUCAAGUUUAAGUAAGGAGCCUGUUAUUGGCAAUAUAAUCAAUACUUCUACGGCCUAUCUUAAUCAGGGUCAGAGAUUCUUUCUUGAGUAUAUUCCACAUUUGGAAAAAUAUGAUUUCUACAGAUGGCUUGUUGGUGUUGCCCUCAGCUGUGCUGUGAUUCUUAUCCUUGCUUUCAAUUAUCUUGGUUUGCUUUGUGGAACAUGUGGCUUUGACAAGCACGCUUCUCCAACCACAAGAGGCUGUGUAUCAAACACAGGAGGCAACCUUCUUUUAGCUGGAGUUGGAAUCAGCUUCAUCUUCUCCUGGCUUAUGAUGCUGGUAGUUUUGGUGACCUUCAUUGCAGGUGGAAAUGUUGAAAAACUUGUUUGUCAGUCUUUAAAAGACAAUAGUUUAUUCAAGGUUCUGGAUACUCCUUAUUUGUUAAACUCACAAUGGAAAUAUUUUCUUUCUGGACUUCUGUUUUCUGAACACAAUAUAAAUGUCACUUUUCAAAGUGUAUACAGCAAAUGCCGCAAAAAUGAAGGCAUUUAUUCAGCUUUACAACUACAAUACUUAUUCAACAUGGAUCGUGUAAAUCUCAGUGGACAUGCAACUUGUCUGACUGAGAAUUUCGCAAAGAUUGAUGUGAAUUUAAGUAAUAUAGUAAUAUUGGACGAGGAGGCCAAAAACAGUCUUCAUGAUUUUGGUGAAACUGGCAUUGACACAGUUGAUUUCACUGCCUACUUCAUUGAGCUCAAGAAAAGUGUGGUUAAGGCAGACCUUCGCACAUUUGCAAAUGAUCUAGAGGCAAAAGCGAAUUCAUUGCCUGCAGGAGCCCUGGCGAAUGCAUUAAGAGGCCAUGUAAACAAUAUUCGAGCAAUCCACAACCAGCAAGUUAUACCACUUGAACAAACUUUGAAAUAUGUUGAAGCCCGGAACACAUUGAAUGAAAGUAUCGGAAUACUGCAAAACUCAGCAGCAAGCUUAAAGAUAAAAGUGGGAGGCAUAAUGAAUUCCGUUGAAGCUGCUCAGUACCUAAUCAACAACAAUGGUACCGACAUCGUAAAGCAGGAAAUGUAUAAUUAUUGCGACACUGUGGUUGGCUACAUUACUGAAUAUUUAGAAUGGAUCAAGGAUGCUAUGAACAAUGAAGUUGCUGUCUGUAAGCCGAUUGCUAAUGCUGUGGAUGCAGCUGAUAUGAUACUGUGCGGUUUUAUAGUGGAUUCCCUGAAUGGCUUUUGGUUCGGCCUUGGAUGCUGUACAGUAUUUUUAAUACCGAGUAUUAUAAUUGCUGUGAAACUAUCCAAAUUCUAUCGGCGGAUGGAUACAGAGGAUGUAUAUGAUGAAGUUCCAGGUCACAAGUAUAACUUCCUAAUCCUAACAACCACAGGCUCAGCCUACACCUGUUUACAGAGAAAAAACACUCCUCCUUAUGAUACUUUGACCAGAUUCCCCAGAGCUUCAGCUCCUCCAAAGCUCUCUGGUUGGUGAGAUACUCCUGGGUUGUUAAGCAGUAUAGUGGAAUACUGGUAGAUGCAUUGGGCAGCUUCUUGAAGGAGAACCAUCAUACAUUUUGGUGGGUGCAGCAACCAAUAGACAUCUGUAUAUACCUUGCAGAAAAGGCCUUCAAAUGCAUCAGCCCCAGUGCAUAACGCACCUUAUUAUUCUCUUUGUUAAUGUAUAUUUUGAAUAAACAGUUGAACACUUGGAAAGUCUUUUUUUCAUUUCUGCAGUUCACUAUCCUACAUUUUAGUAUCUCAAUAUGUUAAAUCGUAAUGCUACUUUUCGCUCACACUUUAACUUAGCAUUUUCUUUUUACUAUUUCAUUUUGUUUUAUGAAAAAUUUAAACUUUGUAAACAGUUUUCAUUUCUUCUUUAUUCUGCAUAUUGUGUAUUAUAAGAUUAUUGAAUUAAUCCUUCUUGUAAUUCUUAAUGUAGUUUAUUUUGCAUACUGUUAAUCAGGUUAAAAAUUUUGUCUACGUGGAAAAUUAAUUUAGCAAUUCUUAAGUGUAACAAUAUACUUAAUAAUUCUGAAUGCUAACUACUGUUGGUGGAUUUGUACUUCACUAUUGUAUGGCUAGCUGUUCAAACUAAUGAUGGGAAUUUUGGCAUGGGGAAGAAUAGUUUAUUACAGUGUAACAUGCCUUUUGUUAAAUGAGAUGCAAAAUUUGAGAGUUUGCAAUAGUAAAUAAUGAGCUAUUAUACAAGAAAACAAAAUUACUUUUCUAAAUUAGAUGGUAUCUUUAAUCAUUUUAUUUGAAGAUGUAUAUGCUACAAUUAAUGCAGAAUAUUGUAGUGAUAUUGGUUAGAUUAUUGAAAAUACUGAACUACUGCCACAAUCUAAUAAUCAUAUGCACCAUUUCAUAUUCAAGGUGCACAAUAUCCAAAGCAUUUAAACACAACUUUUUUUCUGGCAGUGUGUCAUUUGGGCUCUGUCAUUGUUGAGUAGAAUGUGCAAAUACUAUAUACUUUAGUCACAACUUUUUUAGAAUUGAAUUUGUAAAUAUGUUCACAGUUAUAGAUUUAUGGGAUCUUCUAUUUUGAAUAUUCAAUAAAAUGUCUUGGAUACCA
Chiloscyllium plagiosum (whitespotted bambooshark) is the source of this 4933-nucleotide messenger RNA. The record is from RefSeq and is a predicted model, not a curated record. NCBI's taxonomy places the organism in Eukaryota, Metazoa, Chordata, Chondrichthyes, Orectolobiformes, Hemiscylliidae.